AUGUAUCUCUCUUACCCUCUAUUUAUUUCUCUUUCUUUUCCUCUCUUUAUUUCUCUCUCUCUCUUACCCUCUAUUUAUUUCUCUUUCUAUUCCUCUCUUUAUUUCUCUCUCUCUCUUACCCUCUAUUUAUUUCUCUUUCUUUUCCUCUCUUUAUUUCUCUCUCUCUCUUACCCUCUAUUUAUUUCUCUUUUUCUUUCCUCUUUAUUUCUCUCUCUCUUACCUCUAUUUAUUUCUUUCUUUUCCUCUCUUUAUUUCUCUCUCUCUUCCCUCUAUUUAUUUCUUUUUUUUUCCUCUCUCUCUUUUCUCUCUCUCUCUUACCCUCUAUUUAUUUCUCUUUCUUUUCUCUCUUUAUUUUUCUCUCUCUCUUACCCUCUAUUUAUUUCUAUUUCUAUUCCUCUCUUUAUUUCUCUCUCUCUUACCUUCUAUUUAUUUCUCUUUCUUUCCUCUCUUUAUUUCUCUCUCUCUCUCUUACCUCUAUUUAUUUCUCUUUCUUUUUCCUUUCUUUAUUGCUCUCUCUUUACCCUCUAUUUAUUUCUCUUUCUUUUCCUCUCUUUAUUUCUCUCUCUCUCACCCUCUAUUUAUUUCUCUUUCCAUUCCUCUCUUUAUUUCACUCUCUCUUACCCUCUAUUUAUUUCUCUCAUUUCACGUUCAUUAGCUUUUUUUUUUCUUUUCUUUUAUAAUUCUCUUUAUUUAUUUUCUUUUUUUCCUCUCUUUAUUUUCUUCAUUUUCCCUCUAUUUACCUUUUUAUUUAUUUCUCUUUCUUUUGCAUCCUCAUUUUGCUCUCCUCCCCCACAUAACUUUUUGUAUUUUUAUUCAUACAUUCACCAGAAUUUAAUAACUCUUCAUUUUUUAAGCGUUAUUAUUUUAUUAAAAUAUUUCACUCAUCUGGUGCCUACUUGUUUUGCUUCAGACAUUUUUCUUCGAAUCUGCCUUCACUUUAUAAUUAAAGACUUCCUGGUCGCUCCUCCGUUCGAACGGAAUUGA
Acanthosepion pharaonis is the source of this 984-nucleotide messenger RNA. NCBI's taxonomy places the organism in Eukaryota, Metazoa, Mollusca, Cephalopoda, Sepiida, Sepiidae. The record is from the annotation of a GenBank genome assembly.